GGUGCAGCGUGCCAUACCUCAAAAAGGCUAUAAAAUGGAUGGAAGAAAAUAAUGUACCACUUUUGAAAUGAGUUUCUAGCAGUCCAGAUCUUUAACCUAUUGAAACUUUGUGGCACGAGAUGAAAAAGGUUCUACGACAACAUCCUGCUCGUACAAUCACCGAACUGAGACAAAAGCUUCAAGAAAUAUGGGAUUGUUUUACACCACAUUUUUCCAAAACUUGGUGAUGUUACCCAAUGGUAAUCUUUCAAUUGUUGCUUU
This is a messenger RNA of Acanthoscelides obtectus, 261 nucleotides long. Lineage: Eukaryota; Metazoa; Arthropoda; Insecta; Coleoptera; Chrysomelidae. The record is from the annotation of a GenBank genome assembly.